Molecule: messenger RNA, 2331 nt
Organism: Cladophialophora psammophila CBS 110553
Lineage: Eukaryota; Fungi; Ascomycota; Eurotiomycetes; Chaetothyriales; Herpotrichiellaceae
Product: 5-methyltetrahydropteroyltriglutamate-homocysteine methyltransferase
Exons: 3
Coding region: 1-2331 (776 amino acids)
Molecular function (GO): zinc ion binding; 5-methyltetrahydropteroyltriglutamate-homocysteine S-methyltransferase activity
Source: RefSeq, a predicted model, not a curated record
AUGGUUCAGUCCUCGAUCCUCGGUUUCCCGCGUAUGGGAGUUAACCGUGACCUCAAGAAAGCCACCGAAGCAUAUUGGGCUGGCAAGAUCUCGCAGGAUGAGCUCCUUGCAGAGGGGAAGAGAUUGAGACUGGAACACUGGAAAAUCCAGAAAGAUGCUGGCGUCGACAUCAUUCCAAGCAAUGACUUCGCCUUCUACGACCAGGUCCUGGACCACAUUGAGCUCUUUGGUGUGGUCCCAGAACGGUACACAAAAUACAACCUGGCUCCCCUAGACCAGUACUUCGCUAUGGGUCGAGGUCUGCAGAAGCCUGCCACCGAUAGCUCCCCUGCUGUCGAUGUGCCUUCUUUGGAAAUGGUCAAAUGGUUUGACUCGAACUACCACUACGUCAAACCGACUCUCCAAGACAACCAGAGCUUCAAGCUCGCCUCAAAUCCCAAACCUGUGGUCGAGUUCCUCGAGGCCAAAGAAGCCGGCAUCACCACACGCCCUGUCGUUCUUGGGCCUGUUUCCUUUCUCUAUCUCGGCAAAGCAGACCGCGGUCAAUCUAUUGAACCUAUCUCGGCCCUCGACAAACUUCUUCCUCUCUACGAGGAUCUGCUCAAACAGUUGAAAGAUGUUGGUGCCGAGACCGUGCAGAUUGACGAACCCAUCUUGGUCUUCGAUUUGCCCCCGCACGUCAAGGAGGCCUUCAAGCCGGCCUAUGAGAAGCUCGGUGGACUUGGGAGCACUGCUCCCAAGAUCCUUCUUGCGACCUACUUUGGCGACGUCGUCCACAACAUCGAUGUUCUCAGCUACCUGAAGGGGAUUUAUGCUAUUCACAUCGAUCUCGUACGCAACCCAGAGCAGUUCGAAACCGUUGCGUCUGCGUUGGGCCCUCAACAGGUCCUGUCGGCGGGCGUUGUGGACGGUCGAAAUAUCUGGAAAACCAAUUUCAAGAAUGCCAUCGAGCUCGUUGAGACCGCCAUUCAAAAAUUGGGCAAAGACAGAGUCAUUGUCGCAAGCUCCAGCUCUCUUCUCCACACUCCUCACACUCUGGCCAGCGAGAAAAGUUUGGACCCUGAGAUUGCCGACUGGUUCAGCUUUGCUUGCGAGAAAGCGAAAGAGCUGGCAAUUAUUGCAAAGGCUGUGACGGAUGGGCCCGCUUCCGUCCGAAAAGCUCUCGAAGCCAACGCAAAGUCGAUGCAAGCUCGUGCUUCUUCAAGCCGAACCAACGAUCAAGCGGUCAAGGAGCGGCAGCGCAAGAUUACCCCAGACAUGUACAACCGAAAGUCACCAUUCCCUGUUCGAAUUGUCCAACAGCAGAAGCGUCUUCACCUGCCUUUGUUCCCGACUACCACCAUUGGAUCAUUCCCUCAGACCAAGGAAAUCCGUAUCCAACGCAACAAGUUCACUAAAGGCGAGAUCACUGCAGAGGAUUAUGAGAAGUUCAUUGAGAAAGAGAUCCGUGAUGUCGUCAAGAUCCAGGACGAAUUGGGCCUCGAUGUCUACGUUCACGGCGAGCCCGAACGCAACGACAUGGUCCAAUACUUCGGCGAGCGACUGAAGGGAUACGCUUUCACCACCAAUGGCUGGGUUCAGUCCUACGGCUCCCGAUGUGUCCGACCACCCAUUGUCGUUGGUGACAUCUCUCGACCUGCUCCCAUGACGGUCAAAGAAUCCAAAUUCGCCGCUUCUAUUUCUAGCAAGCCGAUGAAGGGUAUGCUUACAGGUCCCAUCACCUGUUUAAGAUGGUCGUUCCCCCGUGACGAUGUUCACCAAUCUGUUCAAGCUGAACAACUGGCUCUGUCUCUCCGCGAUGAGGUCCUUGACCUCGAAAAGGCGGGUGUCUACGUCAUUCAGGUCGAUGAGCCUGCUCUGCGGGAAGGUCUCCCACUCCGCGCGGGCAAGGAACGAACUGACUAUUUGAAGUGGGCCGUGGAUUCAUUCCGUCUCGCAACUGCGGGUGUUGAGGAUGCCACUCAAAUCCACAGCCACUUCUGCUAUUCUGAAUUCCAGGAUUUCUUCUAUGCUAUUGCAGCACUGGAUGCUGAUGUUCUCUCGAUCGAGAACAGCAAGUCUGACGCUAAGCUUCUCAAGGUUUUCGUUGAUGAGGCCUAUCCGCGUCACAUUGGACCUGGUGUCUAUGACAUUCAUUCUCCUCGUGUUCCUUCCGAGAAGGAAAUCCACGACCGAAUUACAGAGAUGUUGCAAUACUUGAAGCCGGAGCAACUGUGGAUUGAUCCUGACUGCGGGCUCAAGACCCGACAGUGGAAAGAAACCAAGGCUGCGUUAACCAACAUGGUCAACGCGGCAAAGAGCUUCCGUGCUCAAUAUGCCAAGGGCAAUUAA